AUGGGGAAAAUGGUCAGCGAGGAAAUGGCCACGGAUCCGGCGGUUACGGAAAAGGUGGAGCUAUCGCGAUUCGGAGAAUUUUGCCAGCGACACGGCAUCAAUCCCAACCUGAUAAUGCUGAAGAUAACUCUUUUCGUGAUGUAUGGCGCCACCUCGUCGCUUUUGCCCUACCUGACGAUUCACAUGCAGUCGAUUGGACUCACGGUGGAGGAGAUUGCAAUUAUCUACCUGGCCCUGCCCUUCACCACUUUUCUUAGCCCGCCCAUAACAGGCUUCCUCGUUGACAAAUUUGGCAAAUACAAACCGGUCGUUGUGAUGAGUCUGCUCCUGAAUGCGAUUUUCCAUCACUCGCUGCUCUUUAUACCGCAGCAGGAGAUUCCGGGCGUGGUGCCAUCGGCGUUCGUAUUGAGACAUCCAGACAGCGGUGAUAUUGAGGUCUGGUGGUCCCCGUGUCCGAGUCGAGAAUGUCCGGAGGAACCGGAGCUGGAAUUGGCCGUGCAUCAGUGCGUCGACUAUUGUUUGAUGCAGGAGCAAGUUAAUCCAAAGCUUUACACGAAUAACCCGGCGUACGAUGUCCGUCCGGGCACCACGUCAACCAGCCAGAGACCCCAGCUAACAGCAACCACAGCAAGGACGACCACAAUGGAACCCUCCUCCGAAUCGAGCUCAUCGCCAGCCCCAACCACAUCGACCACCACAUCGCCGGCGUCAUCAUUGCCAGCAUUAUUCGCAACGCAAACGAGGAGCAGAUACCAAGAAGUACUUAAUAUGUCAUCGACCAUGUUCCCGCCAAUGUCCCAGCUGAAGGAGGUGGGUCUGGGUCGAGGUCUGGAGCCCGGCCAGUCAUCGUCAGCCGAACUGUCAGCCAUGUCCAUGCAGGGAUUGAAUUUGACCGAUAGUAGUCAGCAGAAGUUGGCUUGGAGUAGUUGGGUGCAUUCUGAUAGUGAGGAUGCCACGUACUUCAUGCUGCAAAUGCAUCCCGAUCUCGCCGAUCCCACCGAGCAACUGGGCAUGGAGAUCGAACAGGAUGCCAAUGAGACGGUUACCGAUAUCCUGCAGAGAUUUGGUCAGGACUAUCUGGUCAGGGGUAAAAUAAACCUCACCGAUAUGGAUGAUCUGGAUUUGAGGUGUGGCGGCUUGGUUCGUCGCACGAAUAUGACACACUUGGGAUCCGGAGCUGUAAAAUGCAUGAUGCAACGCUGUACCUUUACCAUGAAUGCUCCGGAAAUUUGUCCACCGGACUAUAAAGAGACCGAUGAGAUCAUUUUCUGGGUUUACUUCUUGCUGAGAUUCUUGGCCACCACCAUGCUGUCAGCCGGAGUAACCAUCAUGGAUCCGAUUGCCCUGACAAUGAUUGAGAAGUACGGUGGCGAUUUCGGACGCGAGCGAUUGUUUUCCAGCAUCGGCAUGGCCAUAUUCUCUCCGAUAACGGGCAUUAUGAUUGAUUACUCCUCGAGGGGUCUGGGCUAUACGGACUAUUCGGCAGCCUUCUAUACGUACGAUGUGUUGUUGGUAAUAUCCACAAUGUCGGUGCUGAUGAUGCCCCUUGGCGAGAAACUGCCAGCUGAUAAUGUAUUCCGAGAUCUAUGGAACCUGCUCAAAAUGCCCCAUGUGAUUGCCUUUAUUUGCUUCCUAUUUGUGCUGGGCAAUUUCUGGGGUUUCAUCGAAAGCUUCCUAUUUCUGUACCUCAAGGAACUGGGAGCUCCAAACUAUCUGCUGGGUAUUACCAUCACCGUGGGCACCGUGAGCAGUAUACCAUUCCUGUAUGGAGCGGAGAAAAUCACACGAAUCUUUGGGCACGUUAAUUUGAUUAUCAUCGCUUUCUUCUCGCAUGCCGGUCGUUUGGUGGGCUACUCCUUCAUCGAGAAUGCCUGGUGGUGUUUUCCGUUCGAGGCCAUGGAGUCGUUAUCCUGUCACCUUAUGUGGGUGGCUGCGGCGACCUACUGCUCGAUUCUGGCCCCGAAAAGUUUACUGGCGACCCUGAUUGGUGUUCUGGGCAUGGCUCAUUUCAGUUUGGGACGCGGCAGUGGUAGUUUUACUGGAGGACUCCUCAUUGGUCAGUUCGGCACUCGAGAUGCCUUUCGUUACAUGGGUCUUCUUGCAGUGGUGGGAGGUAUUGCCUAUGGCCUACUCCAUCUGAUUUGGCUGCGCAAAUUCGAUCAUACUACCGAGGAAUCCGAGGAGGAGGUUGAGCAAGUGGAGGCCGGAGAAACGGAGAAGCUCACCGAACCGGCCACAAAGGAGCAGGGCACUUCGAUGUCCUUGGAGCGGCUGAGUUUGAUGAUUAAAUACAAUCAGAUUGGCAGUCUGUCAUCGCUGCCGAGGGGCUCGCGGGCCGAUAUCCAUGACCAUCUGUCGGUGCGUCGCAGCAGCUACAACGUGGAGUCCUUGAGGGGGGUUCCCCGGCACGGGAACAUUGGGAGUGCCUCCAAGGUGGAUAUCCUGCGCUCGGCACUGGAGAUUAAUCACAAGUCCUCGAACAAUUCAAUGCUGAGCAAGGCCGAUAACAAGACGUCGAAUCAACCAUUGGGUCGCAAUCGGGCCGACAGUGCCCCCAAAUUGAAUCACACAAAUCUGAAGAACAUUUCACAGCCAGCCCUUGAGGGCGUGGUCCUGGAGGGCGUGGAAUCAACAUUUUUUCCCAGCCGCAUGAAAAAGUAUCCAAGUGGUUUGUUAACUUCAAUACCCGCUGUGGAUUUAUCCGUAAUACCCAGCUCCAUGUUAAUGGAUCAGGAGGGUCGAAAGGUCAUUCCUGAGGAGACGGAGUUGCAUGCCUCGAAGACCACUGUGAAUUUGGGGGAGGAGAAGGCGGAAUCUCCACAACAGCAACAACAACCACAACAGCAAGCAAAUGGAAAUGGGAAAAGUCCGCCGCAGCAGCAGGAUGAUGAAAAAUCCGAUGCCACUUGAUGGACUGCCAGCCCAAUUCUCUGACCUGCCACACGUGGCGUAUGAGUGAUAUUAAUAAACCAAAUGCGAGGGGAAUUGAAGAGAAUAAUAAAAUUGAUAAACGAAAACUAUUGUUUAGUUGUACAUGUGUGUGUUAUGUUAUAUAAAUGUAUAUGUCUAUUGUAUAAAUUAUGCAAAAAAAGGAAAAACUGAAUAAACCAAAAUGUUGUUGAAAACACAAA
Messenger RNA from Drosophila suzukii, 3131 nucleotides. RefSeq lists its product as uncharacterized. Gene Ontology annotation, cellular component: membrane. The record is from RefSeq and is a predicted model, not a curated record. NCBI's taxonomy places the organism in Eukaryota, Metazoa, Arthropoda, Insecta, Diptera, Drosophilidae.